AUGUCGGCAAUGUCAAUAAAAGUAGAUAAUAGAUAUAUAAUAAAGGAAAAAGAAAAUACUAAUAACCAAUGUGAUCAAAUAAAUGUAGAUAUCAACCAUAUAAUAAAAGAUAUAUAUGGUUUUAAUUGUAAUAAAAAAAGAAGUGCCCAUUUUAUUAGCGAUAAUACAAUAAAUAAUAGUCAAGAUAUAAAAAAUUUAUAUAAAAAAAUAAAAAUUCAAGAUUAUAAUAAUAUAAUAAAAACUACCGAAUCUCAUGAUAAUAAGUCGGAAUAUGAUCAUGAUACUUCUACAAUUUUUGACAAUAAUGAAAACAAAAAUUGCAUAAAUGUUGGAAGCGGAAAUGAAGAUAAUAACUAUGGUUACCCAAAUUUGAAGUCAAACAGAAAAAGUACAAAAAAUAGUCGUGAUAAUAAUAAUAAUAUUAAUGAUGAUGUUGAAAAAAAAAAGAGAAUAUGUAAUAAUUAUACAGAUAAUAAUGUAAAUGAAGAAAUUGAAAAUAAUUUAUCAAAAAAGUUUGAAACACUUAUUGAUAAUGUAUUAGAAAAAAUAUCAACAUGUAAUGAAAUAAAUCAAGCUAAAAAAAUUAUGAUACCUAUGAUUAGUAACUUUAUACAAAAUAAUUUUGAAUCUAAUAAUAAUUCAAAAGAAGAUAAUAAAAUUGAAAAUGAAAUUUUGCAAAAAGAAAAAAAAGUUUUAAUAAAUGCAGUUAAAACACAAUAUCACAAAAUUAUAAAUUUACAAAAAGUUAUUGAUAAUCAAAAAAUUGAAUUAAAAAAAAAAAAUGAUGAAUUAAAUAAAAUAAAAGCUAAAGUACAUGAAUAUUUUUAUGAUCUAAAUAAUUCAAAUAAAAGGGUUUUCAACAUUUUAACUCCCGAUGUCUAUUAA
Molecule: messenger RNA, 885 nt
Organism: Plasmodium yoelii
Lineage: Eukaryota; Apicomplexa; Aconoidasida; Haemosporida; Plasmodiidae
Product: conserved Plasmodium protein, unknown function
Exons: 1
Coding region: 1-885 (294 amino acids)
Source: RefSeq, a predicted model, not a curated record